This is a messenger RNA of Verticillium alfalfae VaMs.102, 414 nucleotides long. RefSeq lists its product as hypothetical. Bases 145 to 414 code for a protein of 89 amino acids. The transcript has a single exon. Lineage: Eukaryota; Fungi; Ascomycota; Sordariomycetes; Glomerellales; Plectosphaerellaceae. The record is from RefSeq and is a predicted model, not a curated record.
ACAAGCCAAGAAGUCGUUCUUCUGCAACACCAACACAACACGAUACAUCAUCAGCACUGAGGAUAGGACAAUAACUCUAUCGACCUGGACCACUCCACCAACCUCGACUCUCGCCUGUCUGCUACGGCAUCAACAUACACCAUCAUGCCUUCAGCACGCCCUUCCUCUGUUCACUACGGCAGCUCCUCAUCCUCUUCCAGCUCAGACUCAGAUCUCUCCGCAGCAUCUGCUUCGUACCGCCCCAGCAUGGAUUCGGCACCCAUCGUCGUCUCAGUCGAGACGAUUCGCUGCAUGCGGUGCGCAUCUGCCACCGAGAUGACUUCAACGGACGACCCCAGCUCAUACGGCAUGGUUCGCAUCUCCACCAAUCUCUACUACUGUGAGAGGUGCGCCAAGAAGACUGGCUUCACCUGA